This is a messenger RNA of Elaeis guineensis (African oil palm), 2288 nucleotides long. NCBI's taxonomy places the organism in Eukaryota, Viridiplantae, Streptophyta, Magnoliopsida, Arecales, Arecaceae. The record is from RefSeq and is a predicted model, not a curated record.
GUAGGCCGUUGGAGAGACGUAGCCAGAAGCCAGCAAGCGAAUCUUCGAAAGAGCUCUCGUUCUUUUCUCCCUUCCUCCCGCCUCUAAAAAGAUUCCUCCCAAAUUUUUAGGGCUUUGGAGGGAUUAAAGGUUUGAGAAUUCAUUAAAUCUUGGCGUGGAAGAGGAUAUUUGUGCUCUGGUUUGAGUUCUUCGUGGGAAGAAUCCAGGAAUAAGCAUAACGACAGGUUCCAUUAAAGCGGCGGGUUUGGUGGAGUGUUUUUCAUGGAAUACUGAAUUCCAAAACUUUUCACGAUUCUGCUGGUGAUUUUGGAGCUGCUGCGGUGUAUGCGUAAAGAUUUGUGCCUCUGGGUUGAGAGAUUCAUUACAGAGGUAAAAUGGAGAAGUCUUUGUUGUCCAUCCUGCUGGACAAUCAGAGGGGUGGAGAGCAAUCCAUCCUUGCGACGUUAAAGUUUGCUAUUCUGCCAAUUGCAAAGGUCUUCACUAUGUGCUUUAUGGGGUGUCUCAUGGCCUCCAAGUAUGUGAAUAUCCUUCCUUCCAAUGGCCGUAGGCUUCUUAAUGGGCUAGUCUUUUCUCUCCUCCUUCCUUGUCUGAUAUUUUCUCAACUUGGAAGAGCAAUUACUCUAGAAAAUUUGUUGGAGUGGUGGUAUAUUCCUGUCAAUAUCCUUAUGGCUACAAUAUCAGGAUCCUUAAUUGGUUUUGUUGUAGCAUGUAUUGUUCGACCCCCAUAUCCAUAUUUCAAGUUCACUAUCAUACAUAUUGCAACUGGGAACAUCGGGAAUAUACCUCUGGUUCUUAUUGCAGCUUUAUGUCGAGACGAAUCCAAUCCAUUUGGUGACUCUGACAAAUGUAGCCAAGAUGGAAAUGCAUAUAUUGCAUUUGGUCAGUGGCUUAUUAUGAACAGAUGCAAAGUCAGGUUAAUAGCAUGUGAUCCUUUUUUUAAGGUUGGCGCAGUUGUUCUGUACACUUAUGUGUUUCAGAUGCUUGCUCCACCCCCUGAAGAAACCUUUGAUAGCCUUGAAGAGGAGAAGCUCCCAAUUGCAGCUCCUGUUAAUGCUGUUAAUAAUGCCAUACCUGAGCAAGUGCCAUUGCUAACUCCACAAAAGCCUGAGGCAAUAAUGUUAGAAUCUUCAAAAAGAGGAAAGAUAAUCAGCCAGCUGCACUAUCUUGUUGAAAAAUUGAAGUUAAAACGGUUUUUUCAGCCUCCUAUAAUUGCUUCGAUGCUGGCAAUUGUUAUUGGAACCAUACCUUUCCUAAAGCAAUUGAUCCUUACAGAUGAUGCUCCAUUUUUCUUUUUCACUGACAGCUGUCUCAUUCUCGGGGAAGCCAUGAUCCCGUGUAUUUUGCUUGCUCUGGGUGGGAACCUUAUUGAUGGUCCAGGUGCAGGAACUGCAAAGCUUGGAUUCCGUACAACUGCUGCUAUUGUAUUUGCACGGUUGAUCUUGGUUCCUCCAGCAGGGCUUGGCAUUGUCACUUUAGCUGAUAAGCUAGGAUUCCUCCCAAAGGGUGACAAAAUGUUCAAAUUCGUCCUUCUACUCCAGCAUAGCAUGCCAACUUCUGUGCUGUCUGGUGCAGUUGCCAACUUAAGAGGCUGGGGAAAGGAAUCUGCUGCUGUCUUGUUCUGGGUUCACAUUUUUGCAGUAUUUUCCAUAUCUGGAUGGAUUUUGUUGUAUUUGGGCUUACUCUUCUAAAGACCUCACUCGUCAUUAUGUUGGUAUCAUAUGGAAGCACAAAUAGAUUCAUGCACCUGGAGUUCAGAUUGUACAGAUCAGAUCUGAAGAACUGAAAAUAUGCGGAGAUCUGGUUUGAUGGUAGAGAGAUCAUCCAGAGUAUGAGAUUUAUGGGUAUGCAGCUAGCUUCAGGGACAGUGGCCGCUAAUAGUUAUGACACAGCCUACACAGCCCCUAGCUUCAGGGACACCGUUCCAUGUCCCAGCAUCUGUCUCUAGUAAUUAUAUUUAUCCUCUGUUAUUUCAAUGGCUAGUUUUAGUAUCAUUCCUGGUUCUGCUGCUUGAGCUUCACCAAACAUUACACACCAUUCAUCAGUAUAGUACUCGUGUAUAUUCAUUCUUGUUUUUUGUUAUAUUAAUUAAGUUGAUGUAUUGAUUGCAUUAGAAUUCUUGCAGUGACACAACAAGCCUUUUGUAUUCUUACAGUGAGAUGAAAGCAUUUUGUGAUAUUCUAAUAGCAACCUGAACGUUUAGUCCCAUCUAUUUGGGGUGUCAGUUUGGGUAUCGGGGUGCAAAAUUGUAAAUUUGAACAGAGUUGAAAUCUAUAAUUGAUUUUCUGAAA